AUUUUUCCUUUGCAGCCACUCUCCCAAGCCCCCCUGAGGCUGCAGAGGACGAGGUGAAGAUGGUGCAGCUGCAGCAGAACAAACUCUCCGUUCAGUCCAACCCCUCCCCGCAGCUCAGGGGGGUGAUGAAGGUGGAAAACUCUGAGAAUGUGCCCAGUCCCACCCAUCCCCCAGUGGUCAUCAACGCUGCAGAUGAUGAUGAAGAUGAUGAUGACCAGCUUUCUGAAGAAGGAGAAGAAACCAAAACCCCAGUCCAGCCCCCACCCACAGAAACCCACAAUGGCCUGAGGGUGAUUUCCACCAGGAAAUCCAAUCCCAGUGCAAAGCAAGAUGACAACUUAAAUUUUGGAAUAAAAACCUUGGAAGAGAUCAAACUGAAGAAACUCAAGGAAAAAGCCAAAAAACAAGGUGAAGGUCCUUCAGGAGUGGCUGUGGAUCCUCUCCAAGCCCGGAGCAUUCCUGUGCCAGAGAAGGAAAAUGUCAGGACAGUGCUGAGAACUGUGACCCUUUCCUCCAAGGAAGGGGAGGACCCUGUGAUCCAACUGAAUCUUCCUGACAGACUGGGGAAAAGGAAAACCGUCAUGGGUGGAAAAACUUUCCUUCCCCUGAGGAGGAACGUUGCUGACAGGCUGGGGAGGAAGGCAGAGCUGCAGGAAAACUCUGAAAAGGCCCCAAAAAGAGGCACAGUUCAAGUCCUGAAGUCCCUGAAGGAGAGGCUGGGGCUGCCCUCUGAGCAGAGCAGCACUGAGACAGACAAAGCUGCCAAACCCAUCGAGGAGAUCCGGGUGAAAACCCUUGAGGAAAUCCGCCUGGAGAGAGCCAACCAGAGGAGAGGAGAACCCCCAGCCAAAAUCCCAGGAGAAGGAAGGAAAACUGAAGAUCCAAAUUCAGGAGCAAAACCCUCCCCUGCUGCCCGCAGCAAAUCCCUGACUGGAGCCCUGGUGGAAAAAAACCACAAGAGGCUGGGAGAGGAGAAGGAAAAACCCGAGGAAUUCAGCAGCAGGGCCAAAAGUGAGGCAGAUCCCAGGAAACAGAACAUUCCUGCUCCAGCUGGGGCAGGCAGGGUGCAGCUGGCAGAGGCUGGAAGAGCCAAAGGAGCUGGAGAAGUUCGGAUCAAAACCCUGGAGGAGAUCAAGAGGGAGAAGGCGCUGAGGCUGCAGCAGAGCGGGGAGAACCUUCCUGCUGCUGCUGCCCCGCCUGAGGCUGCCCUGAGGGGCAGGAAACUGCUCAGGGUCACCAAGCUGCUGGCACCUGGAAGAGAAGAAAAAAUGAUCGUGGAGCUGAACAAACCUUCCCCCAAAAAUGGCUCUGCCCCUGCUGAGAAUUCAGGGAAUUCUGGAAUUCAGGUGAAGAGCCUGGAGGAAAUCAUGUGGGAGAAACGGCAGCAGAAACAACGGCAGGAGGAGAAACUGCAGCAGGGAGCUGGGGCAAUUCCAGCUGAAAACCAGGAAAAAAUCCAGGAUAAAAACCAGGAAAAAACACCAGGAUCAGGGAGCCCCGAGGCUGCUGUGGGGCCAGCCCAGCUGGGCAGGAGGAGAGGGGGAAAACCCGCCGAGGAUGGAGUGGGAACCCCAGAGAAGGAGCCAGGGAAAAAGGGAGCUCAGCUGCCCGAGAGGAGAGGCAGAGCCAAAUCCAAGGUGUGCCUGAAGCCUCUGGAUGCCAAAGCCCCUCCCAAGCAGCCCCUGAAGAGGAAGGGCCCCGAGGGCGACGCCCCUGCUGUGGUGGCAGUGAAGCCACUCAGUGCCACCAGCGGGGACACCCAGGAGCCCCCAGCCAAGGUUGUUCCCCCUUCUCCAGUGGACAGCCCAGGCUCCAACCCUCGGAGGGAGAAUUCCCAGGGCAGCCCCGAGCUGCAGCCUGGCAGCCAGGGGCAUUCCCUGGCACACUCGGAGGGGUCUGGAUCUUCCUCCUCGUCCUCCUCCUCCUCCCUGGAGGCUCCCCUGAAGCUGCGGCGCCUGAGCUCGGCCGGCGCCGCCAAGGCCGCGCUCUCGGUGGAGGACGACUUCGAGAAGCUCAUCUGGGAGAUCUCUGGGGGAAAACUGGAGGCAGAAAUCGACCUGGAUCCAGGGAAGGACGAGGAUGAUCUCCUGCUGGAACUGUCAGAGAUGAUUGACAGCUGAGAGGGGAGGUUUUGGAAAAAAAAAAACACCCAGGAAAAAAAAGACGCGACACCAAAAACAAAAAACCCUGAAAAAGCAAAAUUUCCUCCUCACAUCCCACAGAAAUCCUGUAAAUGUUGUUGGAUCCGUGGAGGAGAUCCUUGGCCAGCUGCAAGCACAGCUGGGUUGUUAGGAUUAGGCAGAGUCUGCUCUCAGUUAUCCCAAAAUCCCGGGCUGGGUUUGUCCGGCGCUCCUCCCCGCGGCACAGGAGCGCCCCGAGGGGCCCAGAUCCCAUCUCCAGAGCUCCCUCCUGGACUGAGAAUCCCAAAAAAGCCUGGAGUUACUGUGUCAACUCUGGAAGCCACGGAUGGACUCGCGUUUGGGGGGAAUUCGGGGAAAAGAGGGAAAGUCUGAGGCAGGAUUUUGGACCAAAGCCUGCCAGGGUGAGCCUGGCUCGGGAUGAUCUGGGGGAUUGUUUUUUUUCCUGGGAUCCUGCCACGAGGGAAAGCAAAAUUCCUCCUGGAAUUGGGGGGAAGGGAGCAUUGCUUCAAGUGCCUCUGCGUUCUGAGGAUUUCUCCCUGCAGGAUUUCUCCCACAUCCAGCUGGGAAGGGGAAAAAAAAAAAAAAAAACACCUGGAAUGUUCCCCCUUGGCUGCUUCCCUCCUUUCCAGCCCCUUGGAGAUGGGAUUGCCUGGAAUCCCCCUGGGGUUUGUUUUUUCAUUUUGUUUUGGGGUUGUUUUUUGGGGGUUUUUUUUCUGUAAAUAUUUUAUUCUUCCAUUUUAUAUUUGUAUGAUUCUAUUUAAGGGAUUAAAGGUAGGCUGCUCACU
This is a messenger RNA of Pyrgilauda ruficollis (rufous-necked snowfinch), 2926 nucleotides long. It is a transcript of the gene ZC3H11A, whose product is annotated as zinc finger CCCH-type containing 11A. The record is from RefSeq and is a predicted model, not a curated record. The coding region runs from base 60 to 2120 and encodes 686 amino acids. NCBI's taxonomy places the organism in Eukaryota, Metazoa, Chordata, Aves, Passeriformes, Passeridae. The transcript has 13 exons.